This is a messenger RNA of Sinocyclocheilus grahami, 657 nucleotides long. RefSeq names its product vacuolar protein sorting-associated protein 13A-like. NCBI's taxonomy places the organism in Eukaryota, Metazoa, Chordata, Actinopteri, Cypriniformes, Cyprinidae. The annotation marks the transcript as partial. The record is from RefSeq and is a predicted model, not a curated record. The transcript is spliced from 5 exons. Gene Ontology annotation, biological process: protein retention in Golgi apparatus; autophagy; protein targeting to vacuole.
GUAUAAAGUAUGACGCAGAGAAGGAGGAGAGACAGCUACAGGAAGCUCGGCAGAGGGAGCUGCAGCGGAUCGAGGAGACCAAACAGAAAGCAGCAGAAAAAGGUUUUGAUGAGCUAAUGACUCCAGCGGAGAAAGCCAAACUAUAUGCUGCCAUUGGAUACAGCGAUACAGCCGUCAAUCCUAACCUGCCAAAAAAUUUUGAAAAUAUGAAGAUACAUUUCCAGCUUAAUCGCAUGUCUCUGUCAAUCAAAGAGAGCCGAGAGAAGCCGGAGAUAAUCCAACUGUCCGUCAUUGAUCUGAAAGCCAUGCUGACUCAAAGACCUGCGGCCCAAGCAAUAAAGAUCUCUGCUCAGCUGUCAUCGUUUGAAGUGUCUGGUCUCCCACGAGGCAGGUCGGCCCCCAUCCUGCUGUCUCCACGUCAUGUGGCCGGGAUGAAAGAUACGGCUUUACUGGACCUCAUGUUUGAGACUAACCCACUGGACGCGAGUGCAGACCAGAGACUCCGCAUCGAGUCCCAGGCGCUGGAGAUCAUCUAUGACGCUAUGACAGUGAACAGUAUGUCAGCUUUCUUCAUGCCUCCAAAGGACCUGCAGCUGGAUGAGCUGACCAACGCCACCCUCAUGAAGCUGGAGCAGUUCAGAGACAAGACCUCCACAG